Microthlaspi erraticum is the source of this 564-nucleotide messenger RNA. NCBI's taxonomy places the organism in Eukaryota, Viridiplantae, Streptophyta, Magnoliopsida, Brassicales, Brassicaceae. The record is from the annotation of a GenBank genome assembly.
AUGGGCGAGAAACAGAGCCGGGAACGCCACUGGGAGCUUCAAGCCUUCUGGGCAAUGAUCGGAGUUGGCGAGUACAUGCUAGCACUGCCAAGAGCACACACAUCAGGAACCCCGUGCUCCGAUACGUCCACAAGGCCCUCGCUCACACCAUCUAUGCGAGGCGCGAUGGAACAGCGUGGCGACGUAUCUUCUCAAGAGCUUCCUCAGCUACAGGGAGUAUGCUCUCUCUCUCAACAAAGUGCACAAGGCAAGCAGUGGUCAGCUGAGCUGUGGAGGACUCAUAACGCCGAUCCUCAUGAACUGGGAAUCACGCUUGAGAAGCCGGUCGAUCCUGCGAUAAACAUCCAGUACCUCCGCAAGAGCACCUACCUCGCGGUCAACCCAUCAGCGGACGCCACAACUAUCAGGAGAACAUCGACUUUGAUCCUCCUAUCGAACAUUCUCGAGCAAGGCCAAGAGGAGGAAGACUACGCUCACCCUGGAGCAGCUGGCGAAGGUGAGAGCUCAGGCGACGUGGAGAACCUCAUGGACUACAAAACCGGAGAGUUCCACUUCAAGAACCAC